GAUGCUUGUUCCUGCCCGACCAGAUGAAGCUGGAGCAACAUCGGUCACACCGUCCUGCGCAAAUGUAAACACACCAAAGUAAAAGCAGAGUGGGUGCGUCCUCAGCAUGUAUUCGGAUAAGUUUGGGCGUCUCAUGUUGGGGCUUUGCUGCCGGAAAUCGACCCGUGUGUGUGGCGUGCGCAGCGCGUUCAGCUGGACCUCAGCAUGUAAACAGCGGACACUGCGGAGGAGCGCCUGGCUGCAGGUCAAGCAACAAGCCCUGCCAUUCCAAAUCAGAGCGCACUCAGCCUCCCACACCACUCUGGACCCCAGUGAGGUGAAGAGGUUCCAGUCAUUGGCCAGCAAGUGGUGGGAUGAACAGGGAGAGUUCGGUGCUCUCCACGCCAUGAACGACCUAAGGGUGCCUUUUAUACGGGAUAAUCUGUUGAAUGUGCACAGAGGGCAUCAGCCAGGAAAACCGCUUGCAGGACUCAAGAUACUUGAUGUCGGCUGUGGAGGUGGCCUGCUCACAGAGCCCCUUGGUCGCCUGGGUGCAGAUGUGUUGGGCAUCGAUCCUGUGGCCGACAGCAUUGGCACGGCACGGCUGCACUUAUCCCAUGACUCAGUCCUUGGUGCUCGGGUCCGCUAUCGCGCCUGCACCCUAGAGGAGCUCUCAGCAGAAGGGGAGGAGGGCGAGGAGGAGGAGGGAGUGGGCCAGUUUGAUGCCGUUGUGGCGUCCGAGGUGGUGGAACAUCUGGCCGACCUGGAAACGUUCGCUUUCUGCUGCAGCCACGUGCUUAAGCCAGGUGGCUCACUCUUUAUCACCACCAUUAAUAAAACCAACCUGUCAUACGCACUGGGAAUCGUUGCAGCAGAGCAGCUGCUGCGUAUCGUUCCCAGGGGAACCCACGACUGGGAAAAGUUCAUCAGUCCCGUGGAGCUGGAGCGCCUCCUAGAGUCUAAUGGUUUCUCAGUGCAGUCCAUCCGUGGAAUGCUGUACAACCCAGUGUCAGGAAAGUGGAGCUGGACCGACAGCACUGCCAUCAACUAUGCCCUUCAUGCUGUCAAACUGAUAGAGGAACCACAGCCGGACAGGGCCCAGGCCGACAACCCUGACCCAGAAUACCGAGCCCACGCUGCAUCCACUCAUAACUGACCCAGACUGGUGGGGAAUAAGUGUAAUUAAAAAAAAAUAAUAAAAUAGAAAAAGUGAAAUAUGAGGAGUCCCAGCUUCCUAGUGCCUUGCUGUGAGGCAGCAUGUGAGACUGAUGGUACUCACAGAAAAGGAAGGGAAGGAGCGUAGCAAACAGCCUUGACAAGAAGUCAGAGAGAAAGCAAAGAUGCUGCAUCGUGGCUGAGUUAUCCUGAGUGUGAGGAAAUUUCAUGGUGUCAUCGGUUUUCGGUCAGGUUGGGAUGAUGCAUAUGCUUUUCUGUAGGGCUGGCAGAUUUUUGCAAGCUAUUUCAGAACUGUUAAAUAUAUGUUUUGUGGCAUCAAAUGUGAAAUUGCUCUUCUGUUGUUUUUUAAUCUGUUGUACUGAAUCAGCAUGCUGUGUUUAGACCAUCUCUUGCCAUAUGUCAAAGCUAAUAUUAAAUUAUCCUCAUAGCAUUUCCAAAAAAAUUGAUUAGUAUGAAAGCAAUCUGGAGAAAUUAAAAUGAAGGUUCUUUUUGCAGUGGCAGCUACCAACUAAUUUGAUUUUAUUGUGGUUUUGGCUGCUGGAUUUUCAGAAGGUAAAGCAGUUGUCUGCACAUGAGAAGGGGACAACCACAUCCUCUGAUAAUAGGAUUAUAAUUGGUUUCAUGUGGAAGUAUUACAUAAUCCAAAUCAAGCCUCUGGCAGAGAAGUCAUGCUUGCACAAUGUUCUUCAAAAAAAAAAAAAAAAAAAAAAAAACUAGAAGAGUGCACUCAA
Messenger RNA from Myripristis murdjan (pinecone soldierfish), 1886 nucleotides. It is a transcript of the gene coq3, whose product is annotated as coenzyme Q3 methyltransferase. The record is from RefSeq and is a predicted model, not a curated record. The coding region runs from base 107 to 1135 and encodes 342 amino acids. NCBI's taxonomy places the organism in Eukaryota, Metazoa, Chordata, Actinopteri, Holocentriformes, Holocentridae. Gene Ontology annotation, cellular component: mitochondrion. Gene Ontology annotation, molecular function: 3-demethylubiquinol 3-O-methyltransferase activity; polyprenyldihydroxybenzoate methyltransferase activity. The transcript is spliced from 6 exons. Gene Ontology annotation, biological process: ubiquinone biosynthetic process.